AUGAGUAGUCAUGUUGAUUCUGGGAACGAGUCUGUGGAAUCUGAAUCAACUGUCAAUCUUACUGCAAAGGCUGAUCGUGCUCCAUCUGUCCUAAAUGUUGCGGUUCCUGAAACUUCAAAGAGCAACAAAAUUAAGUCAAUGGAAAUGACUUUGGUCGAUGCUCAGGGUAACAAAAUCCAAGCUACCAUACCUGGUCGAUAUGUAAAAGAUUUUGUGGAUUUCUUCAGAGAAGGUUGUGUGGGGAAGUUGUCACGUUUCGAUCAUGCUUUGAACAUAAGUGGUGGAUUCCGAUGUGCUCAACAUGAAUACAAAAUUGUAUUCGAAUCAAAGACACAAGUUGAAUAUGUUAUUGAUCUUGACAUUGACAUACCUUUUCAUGUUUUCGAGUUUAUGCCAUUUGCAGAAGUCACAAAUUUUGUCGCUAACUUUGAUUAUUGUUUUGAUAUGAUAGGACACCUUAUUGCAUAUAGUAAUCCUAUUGUUGACUACGGCAAAAAGAGAAUUUCUGUUGAACUUGAAGAUGAAAGGGCUGACAGGCUUAAGGUAACACUUUGGGGUGAACAUGUUGACAGAGUUGUUGAUUAUAUGUCUACAAAUCCUUCUUAUCCUGUUGUGCUCAUUGUUCAAUAUGUGAAAUGCAAGAAGUAUUACCUUUUAAUAACCGAUGACAUGAUUACUGAAACAGCAAAAGCUUCUGUUACUACUAACCUUUUGAAUGGAAAGAUUUAUCUUGAUGAUAUGACAAUGCCUGACAUUUCUGGAUAUAAAGACAGAGCAUUUGAUGAUGAAAUCAAACAUGCAAGCAUCCACAGAAUAUCUCUAAUGUCAUCUAUUUCUGGCUACACAACUUAUGAAGAUUUCAUAAGUGGUGCAAGCCUGUUAUCAUUAGCUGAUAUUAAAGACAUGAAUGAGGCUGGCUAUGUUGUGGUUUUUGGUAAGAUCACUGGAUUAGCCAAAGUGUUUGAUUGGUCCUACAUAGGUUGCAGAGAUUGCAACAAAAAGGUGGAAGAAAUUGAAAAUGUCAGAGGCAAAAAAACUAUAAGCGAAAGGACUAAUGCACAGGUUGGAAAGGGAAGGAUUGCUGAUGGCCAGAAGAAGUUAACAGUUGAGAAGAAAUGGAUGUUUGGCAACCAUGGGCCUGUUUCUGCUGUCGGAGCAAAGUUCAAACUUCAGGUUUAUGUUAUGGAUGCUUCUGGAAGUAGAAUUGUGACACUGUGGGACAGGAUGGUUUACAAUUUCAUCAAUAAGACUGCUGAAAAUUUACGUGAGCAGGAGGGUAAUGACUACCCUAAAGUUCUAGAUGAAUUGAUUGGGAAGAAAUGUCUGUUCAGGCUGGAUGUAUCUAAUUACAACAUACGCAACAGUAAGAGUGAGAUAUCAGUUUCUAGGGUCACUACUGAGUCAGACAUUAUUAAGAAGUAUCUAAAUGAUGUCUCUGAAGACCAGGAAAUUAAUCCAGAGAUGAGCACAGAGUUUUACCAAAAUUUAACUCCUACCCAGGAUAGCACUGCUAAGCAUACUUCUAUUGUGUUUGUUGGGAAGUCGUGGGUGAAUUUUGUCACAGCACAUAAAUUGAUCACUUAUUAUGCCAUGUAUAUAACUGUUCAAGCACUAGGGUUUCUUCAUGUUUUAAUUAUUGAUCGUGAUCGUAAUCUCAUCAACAAUUCAGUUUCGCAAUUGGCCUGGGACAACUGCAAAUAUAUUAAAGACAGAAUGGUUCUACCAAGUUUAUUCAGUGAAAUUUUGAUGGAAGACCAUAUGGUGAAUCAUUCAGAUUCAUCAUUUUGGUCUAUUGACUAUGGUGAAUACACAUAUAGAAUUGAUAUUGAUUAUGAAGAAGGUACUUCCGAUAACAAAAUUGUACUUGCUGGAACUGAAUGGAAGAAGUUGUUAUCUGAUCGUGAGGAUAUUUUGAAGAACCAACUUUUGCAGUUUUGA
This is a messenger RNA of Oldenlandia corymbosa var. corymbosa, 1938 nucleotides long. The record is from the annotation of a GenBank genome assembly. NCBI's taxonomy places the organism in Eukaryota, Viridiplantae, Streptophyta, Magnoliopsida, Gentianales, Rubiaceae.